Molecule: messenger RNA, 1601 nt
Organism: Panicum virgatum (switchgrass)
Lineage: Eukaryota; Viridiplantae; Streptophyta; Magnoliopsida; Poales; Poaceae
Product: UDP-rhamnose/UDP-galactose transporter 6-like
Exons: 6
Coding region: 336-1343 (335 amino acids)
Cellular component (GO): Golgi apparatus
Molecular function (GO): UDP-galactose transmembrane transporter activity; antiporter activity
Source: RefSeq, a predicted model, not a curated record
AUCUCCUCGGCUCGGAUCCUCGGCUCGAGACGCUAUCGAACUCGAGCUUGAGGUGGCAGGCUCGCUCGAGCUCGGCUCGUUGCCAGCCCUCCCGCUCAGGCCCAUCUCCUGUUUCUUCCCCCCUUUCCCUUCUCUGUCUCUGUCUCUCUCCUCCCGUGGUCUUCCUUUCCUGGCGGCGACGGCUGGGCUAGCGGCGGCGCCAUUCGCACGUCUUUGCCCGGCCCUUUGCCGGCGACGAGCAUCCACCAGUGAGUUUCAGUUGCAAUUCGUGUGGAAGGUGGAUUGUCUGAUCUGAUACUUAGAAAAUUGGGUUGGACUCUACAUGUCAAGAAAGUAUGGCACCAGGAAGCAAGGCAGAGAGAAAAGCAGCAUUAGAUGCUGGAGCAUGGAUGUUCAAUGUUGUAACAUCAGUUGGUAUCAUCAUGGUCAACAAAGCCUUGAUGGCAACACAUGGUUUUAGUUUUGCUACAACACUGACUGGACUUCACUUUGCAACCACAACCUUGAUGACACAAGUAAUGAAAUGGCUUGGGUAUAUUCAGCCAUCCUAUUUGCCAUUACCGGAACUAGUAAAGUUUGUCUUUUUUGCAAACCUAUCCAUCGUUGGGAUGAAUGUUAGUUUGAUGUGGAACUCUGUGGGAUUCUAUCAGAUUGCAAAGUUGUGUAUCAUUCCAGUUUUAUGCAUUCUGGAAAUCCUAUUUGACAAAGUCCGUUACUCAAGAGAUACGAAGCUCAGUAUAGUGCUUGUCCUGGUAGGGGUUGCUGUAUGUACUGUGACUGAUGUUAGUGUGAACUCUCAAGGGUUAUUAGCGGCAGUAAUAGCUGUUUGGAGCACGGCACUACAACAGCAUUAUGUUCAUCACCUUCAGCGAAAGUACUCGCUCGGUUCAUUCAACCUCUUAGGUCAUACUGCUCCAGCUCAGGCAGCAUCACUGUUAGUAUUGGGGCCUUUCGUGGACUUCUGGUUGACCAACAAAAGAGUUGAUACUUUUAACUACACAUCAAUAGUUACGUUCUUCAUUGUGUUGUCAUGCAUAAUUGCUGUUGGCACCAACCUAAGCCAAUUCAUAUGCAUUGGAAGAUUCACAGCCGUCUCAUUCCAAGUUCUAGGCCACAUGAAGACGAUUCUCGUGUUGACCUUGGGGUUCCUUUUCUUUGGCAAAGAGGGCCUCAAUUCCCAUGUCGCCCUUGGCAUGCUUCUGGCUGUAAUCGGCAUGAUUUGGUACGGGAAUGUGUCGUCGAAACCUGGAGGGAAAGAGCGGCAGGUUUACUCGACACCAAGCGAGAAAACUCAGAAGCAUGGGAUGCUGUCCUCGCAGUCCGAGCUUGAUCAGAAAGUUUGAAAUGGGAACAGCAAAGCCACCCUGUGCUUCUUGAUUCGACAGAGCAAAAAUCUUGUGCUUCUUGAGCGUUGAUCAGCCUAAUUUAUUCUUUUUAUACAUUUUAGGGAUAUGUUUCUAUAGAAUUGUAGGCCACAGCAGAAACAGGGUACCUGGGCAAAAAGCCCAAGGCUAUACUUUUGGAGCAAAUAUGUCAACAUCUAAGCUGGCAGAUACAUGUUCUGUAAUAGUCAUUCUGUGGUUGCAUGUUUUCGCUCUCCA